UAUUUACCUCUAGAGUGGUCUUUUUUUAAGAUAGUACAUAGUUAAGGGGGAGUGGCUGUAAUUACUGAAACAAGAUGGAGUUUUUCAUAAUUAACUAUAACUAGGGGUGGCCGUAAUUUGCUCAUAAUAACAACAAAGAGAUGAAGAUAUUUGAGCUCCGGUUUUCAAAUAUGGCGGCGGAGAACAAGGCUCAGAAUUUGUUCCAGAGAAUUUUCGUCGGCCCGAUGAAGCUCAUUAGCGUCGCGAAAGAGGAUAGUGCUAUGAGGGCGAAGGUGAAAUGGCUAUAUGAUAUGAGCAGCCUCUAUUAUCUGCCGCCCGGAUAGUUGGAGGCGGCGGCGCGCCGGCGAGGCCGCGGCGGAGUAGAAGAAGGCAUUUCUAAUUUCGGUUUGCCUUCACUUUAUAUUUUGUAAUUUGUAUUAUGUAUUAAUUGAUUGGUUUUAGUUUUUUGAUUAAUCGUGAUUAGUCUGGAUUGUGCGAGAUUUAGGUCAUGGAUUGUCGGCAUUUCCUGGAAAUAUCUGGUCAAUUAUGUUGAUACUUCAAAAACACAUAUUUUAAGAGGGCCCUCCUCUUAAACAAAACUCUGACCAAUGAGUGUAAACAGCAACCAUUGGGAAUUAAGUAUAGAAUGGUCAUACAUACAUGAUACCACAACUUGCAGAGCAAAGCUCAAAAGCAUGAACCCGUGUCCGUAUUCGGUUCUCUUGCUAUUUGUCUGCUUGUUGAACACAAUCACAGCCUCUAGUUGUAAUCCAACUCACUCCACAGGAGACGUUUCAGUUAAUUGUGGCUCGAGUGCCACCUCAGCAGCACAAGAAGGUCGGGAAUGGCUUGGAGAUUUACACCCGAAAUUAUUUCCGUUGCUGCAAAUAAAGGGCUCAUCGGUUGCCUCAACUGUGAUUUAUGCCGAUGAUCCAGUUCCCUACAAAACGGGUCGACUCUCUCGUUCCCGAUUCUCCUAUACAUUUCAAGUGAAUCCAGGUCAGAAAAUUAUCCGCCUUCACUUCAAUCCAGCUCCAUAUAAAGGCUUCAAAAUGUUGAACGACUUGUUCGAUGUUGAAGCAGGUCCUUUCACCCUGCUACGAAACUUUAGUGCUUCUCUUACUGCUAAUGCUCUUGGUGUGAAUUCUUUUGUUAAGGAGUUCUGUUUAGAUGUAGAAGAAAAUGAACAAUUGGUUAUUGUUUUCUCUUCUUCAAGUAGUGAAUCGUUGGGCACAUACGCUUUCAUAAAUGGAAUCGAGAUUAUCUCAGUUCCUCCCAGUCUUUCUUACUUUCACAAAGGAGAUUUUGGAGUCCAAGUUAUUGGCAAGUCUCUUGUCUAUGUUGAUAACAACAUUGCACUUGAAAUAAUCGACAGGGUAAAUGUGAAACAUGAUUCUGUUUUGUCAUCUGGUAGUGGUCAUGACAUAAUUCUUUUAAUGUCUGGUGGUACUAAGCGGAAAGCAAGCAAGACCAACAAUAUUACCUGGAAAAUAUCUGUGGGUGUGGGAUUCAAGUACUUGGUCAGGCUUCAUUUCUCCGAGCUAGGAUUUAAGAUAGCCAAGAUUGGUGGUGUUAAUUUUACACUUCGGAUUAAUGAAAUGAUUAUCGAUAUUAAUAUUGACAUGGUCAGGGAAAAGGAUGAUGAACAUAGCAUCCUCUCCUGGUUUAGGGAUUACAUGGUGAUGAUGAAAGGGCACAAAGAAGACGGUAAACGAGAUCUCGUGAUUUGCCUCCAAUCCGAUGAUGAAUUCAUGGAUGGACAUGGGCCCGUUAAAGGAUUUGAAAUAAUGAAGUUGAGCAACCCCGAUAAUAGUCUUGCCAGUCCAAAUCCCGUGCCUUCUUCACAUGAGUCAUCGUACCGGACUAGACAAAAUUUGCACAAAGUUCUUGGUGGCAGAAAUAUGGUUGCAACUGCAGCAAUAACAUUACUUGUUGCAGUAAACAUCAUUCUGUAUAUAUCUCGACAAAUCUGGGAAUCUCGUGGUAUAGAGGAGAAGGAAAACAUGCCAUCAGCCAGGGCAAACCAACUAUGUCGCCGGUUUUCACUAGACGAAUUACAGUUAGCAACUGAAGAUUUCAGCGAAUCGCAUCUCAUUGGAAGAGGUGGAUUUGGUAGAGUUUACAAAGGCCUCAUUGAUAAUGGGAGAAAGACUGUCGCAAUAAAGCGGCAAAAAUUAGAAUCCCAUCAAGGGGCACGUGAGUUUUUGACAGAGAUUGAAACACUAACCGAGCUAAGACAUGUUAAUCUAGUCUCUCUAAUUGGGUACUGCAACGAGCAUGGUGAAAUGAUUCUUGUUUAUGAGUACAUGGCAUGUGGUACACUAGCUGACCAUCUCUACAAAAUGUCAAGGAAGGGCAAAAACCGUCUUUCUCUCACGUGGAAGCAACGCCUUACUAUAUGCAUUGGAGCUGGUCGAGGGCUAGACUAUCUUCACACUGGCAACUCACUCAUACAUCGUGAUGUGAAGGCUUCAAAUAUCCUUCUUGACGAAAACUUCGUAGCUAAGGUGUCCGAUUUUGGCCUGGCUAAAUAUUCAAGCACAAGUAAGUUGCAACAGAGUCACGUCAGCACGAAAGUGAAGGGCACGUUUGGGUAUUUCGACCCGAAUUAUUUUAGUACGGGUAAACUGACCAUGAAAAGUGAUACGUAUGCCUUUGGGGUGAUGUUGCUUGAAGUAUUGAGUGGUAGACCCGCAGUGGAUCCAAGGGCUGCUGAGGAUGAGCGAAUACUGACUAAGUGGGCUCGAGAAAAGAUUAGUGAUGGAAAUGCUGACCAGAUUAUAGCUUCAAAUCUGAGGGGCGAAAUCUCAGAAAAUAGCUUGAAGGCGUUUGUGGGGGUUGCUGAAAGUUGCUUGCAUGAUGAACCAAGGAAACGGCUAACAAUGGCUCAAGUUGUGAUACAACUUGAGUUUGCACUUGAGCAACAGGAGAUCUCGAAAUCGCCGGUACCUGAUGGGAUAACAAGUGAUGUGGAUGAUUCCCAUGUAUCUGAUGUCAAAACUGAUUUAUCAGUGAGCACUGGGAAACUCACAAUUGCCUCCACAGAUGUGCAGAAUCUUGCACUGCCUCUGAAAGAACAAACAGAUAGUAAAGUUAUUAAUGAUGAGCCCUCAUCCGGAAGAAAAGAUGGGAGGAAAUCCGCACCACGUAAACAGUCGCGUUUUUGGCAGUGGGGUGCAUUUUGGAACCUUAAGCCAUCAGAAUCAGUGGAGAAGGGCAAACAGACAGUUAAUAUGCAGCCGACUGUUGUCCCUCCCACUCAAGUAGAUGUGUCGGAGGACAAACAUACUAUGAUUAUUCUACCAACUGCUGCCGCUGACAUGGCAUUAGAUGAAUUAGAGGACACACGGGCUGUUGUUAUGCUGUCAUGUUGUCCCGCCCAUUCCAGUAGAUGAAUUAAAGAACGUCACCGACAUUUUCGGUUUGAAGUGUUUAACUGGUCACUUAUCCUUUGGGCUAUACUGGGGAGUCAUGAGAAAUGGA
Messenger RNA from Erythranthe guttata (spotted monkey flower), 3462 nucleotides. The record is from RefSeq and is a predicted model, not a curated record. Lineage: Eukaryota; Viridiplantae; Streptophyta; Magnoliopsida; Lamiales; Phrymaceae.